CGGAGGAACCCAUUUCCUUUUGGGGUGGGGCCCACGCAACACAUGACGAAUCGGUUUUUGCUCAGCAGUGCACUUUUGCAAGCUGUUAACUGGGAUUACACACGCUAUUGCCAUCGGUUCAUCCACUUGCUGACACCAGUCCGGACUACCAGGUCCGCAAAAUGACGUAAGCGCCGCUUUUAGACGAUGAGCCCCCGGGAACCGAAGCCAAAACUUGGACAGCGUGUUGAGGUAACGGGUAAAAAUUUGCACGGAACGGUUGCCUAUGUGGGACGCACAAACUUUGCCGCCGGCCUCUGGAUCGGCGUGAUUCUGGACGAGCCGUUGGGCAAGAACAAUGGCACCAUCCAUGGCAGCACCUACUUCAAGUGCCCCACCAAUUGCGGCCUGUUUGUGCGCGCCCAGCAGCUGGUGAGGAUUGGCGAGGGCGGAGUUGGCGAAGCGGAUAAUCAAAAAUCCCUAGAAAUGCAGCGCGACGGUGCACGAAGUAAACUCACGAGGCGGCCUGCUAGUGGUGGUGGAAGUGGCAAGUCCGUGGAUGAGCCAGAUAAUCAGAGGGAGCAGAUGGCUAGUUCCUCCGGAAAAACGAAGGCAUCUUCUGCCAAUCCGGGCUCACCGCAAAAACAGUUAAGGAAUCCAAAGUCUUCAAGGGAUGAGACGUCCGUGGCCAAAACUUCGGGCAAGUUUUUGGUCAAUCAACCCAUGCAGCCCCUACAGCUUCCAAGGAACCCAAAUAUCUCAGAUGGCCCAUCAAGUAGUCUGGAAGCGGAGAAAAAUGAGAAAAUUAAAACCACUCCAAGUAAGGCAACCAAGGAGACUCCUCCACAGGAAGAAAAGGCUCCUCCAGAGCCAGUGAACAAGGCUGAAGAUCCACAGAAAGAUCAAACAGAAGGAAAGAGCAAGGAAGAUGUCAAGCCAAGUCAGCAGUUGGCCAACAAUCCUCUCCAGACAAGCACACUGGGUGAUUUGCCAGCGCAGUUGAAGCCUCCGGCCAUGACCUGCAACCAAAGGCGGUCCACAUCCUACACCCAGUUGCGGCCUACUAGGAUUAGCCAGCCCAAGCCGACAACGGCCCAGGCUCAGAGCUCCACGGCCCAGUUGACUCUGGCCAUGCCGGUGCCUCUGGCCCUGGCCCCCAAGAGGAGCAAAACGAGCAUGAGUCCUACAGGCUCCGUAAAGAGAGCACCUCCGGCAGCCUUUGUGGAGCCACGCUUCCUGGAGAUCCUAAAGCCGCAGUUCACUCCUGGAACUUCACUUCGUACACCCAGCACAGUGGCUCCUCCGUUGGAUAGCCCGGAACUCCGACAGCUGAAGGAGGAACUUCAGCUCUUGAGAGUCCAAAAGAGCGAGGACAAGCUGAAGCUUCUGGACCUGGAACGCAUGCGGAUUCACAACGAACAGUUGAUGGAGUUCAAGUCGCAGAUAAUGACCCAGCAGGUGCUUCUUCAGCGGGAGCUACAGAGGUCCCGUCACGAGCUGAGAGAAGCCCAGGAUGCUUCGUCGAAGUUCAAGAGGGAACUGGAUGAAAUAGCCGAGAGUAUUGAGUUGCUUACCUUGGACAAGGAGAUGGCGGAGGAGCGCAUGGAGACGUUGCAAAUCGAACUGGAAAUGGCUCAGGAGCGCAACGAUGAACUCACCCUGGAUGUGGAGAUCCUGAAAGCCGAGCAGGAGGAACAACAGCAAGAUCCGUGCUUCGAGAAGAACGAGAAGCAGUCCUCGUUAGGAGUGACUCCACAGUCAGCCGGAGAGUAUCUCCGUCUGGAGCAGUACAAUCAACGACUCCGGGAGACUGUGAUCCGCCUAAGGGACACCCUGGCCGUGGAGAAGCAGAUGGGUCAACGCACAAACAAGGAACUGGAGACCAAGCACUCGGAGAUCAACGAACUGAAGAGCAUUAAGGAAUUACUCAGCCGACGGGUGGAUCACAUGGAGGUGCAGCUGAUGGACUUGAAGGAGCAAGUGGAUGCCUCACUCGGUGCCGAGUCGAUGGUCACUCAACUGGCUGCUCUCAAACUGGAGCUGGAAGAUCGUGUCAAGCUCCUCGAAGAGGAGGUCAACGAAUUGGAGGCUCUGGAGCAAAUACAGGAGCAGCUCAUCGAAAGCAACCAGGAGCUGGAGGCGGAUCUGCGCGAGGAGAUCGACAAGUUGAGUGGACAGGUAAAGAUCCUGGAGCAGCAGAAGAACGCCGCCAUCGAGAGUCUCUACGAUCGGGAUGUGACCAUUAUGAAGUUUCGGGAUCUGGUCCGUCAACUCCAGGAGCAGCUCCAGCUCCGGGCCGACGGCACUCUGUCCAUAGAGGACUUUAGCAGCGCCAACGAGUCCCAGCAGGAGGAGACCUCCAACCAGAGCCAGACGGACUACCAGCACAUCUUCAGCGUGAGCAAGGCCUACGGUCGGGCUUUGGAGCAGCAGAUCAAGUCGGUGGAGAUGCGCCUACAGCGUCAACACUUGGAGCACGUCCUGGCCUUUGUUCCGGAACAGUUCCUGCUGCGGGGCGGGGAGCAUGAUGUUGUCCUGGUCAUCCUGCUGCUGGAACGAAUGAACGAGAAACUGACCAUCGUCUGCCAGGCCAUCAACGAAAAGUUUCCCACGGCUUGUGAGUUUGGUCGUGAUGCCAUAUUCGAGGGCUACUCCGUGCAGCGCUACAUCUUUCGAUCGCAGUGCCUGUAUCUCCUCAAGAGUCUCCAGCUGGUGCUGCAGCAGUUCCGCCACGGACUCAACCACUGCGACUACGAGUUGUGCACCCACGCGGCCAUUUACCGCAGUGAUCUGGAGCUGCAGGAGCAGCAGCUGGACGAGUUUGUGCGCCUACUGAAGACUGGCCAGCUGGACGAGCACACCAACUGUGAGCCCAUCCAGCGGGUGCUGCACUACAUCAACGGGCUUCACCAGAAUCUGAUGCCACCGCAGACUCUGGUGGAGCUGCUAGAUGAGAAGCAGCUAUACGGAGCUCUAGUCGAGGUGUACGAGGCUGGCUUAGAUGCCGUCAAUGCCAAUGCAGGACUGAUGCACACCAUCAUCCAGUUGGGCCACGAGCAAACUGCCUCCUUCCUGUGCAUGCAGCUUCUGAUGGAGCAGAGCUGCGCCCAAAAACAGAAGCUGAAGAAGCUGCAGAAGAAACUCCAGAGUGGCGGCAAGACGGCCGCCUGGACGGGCAUGCAGUGUGCUCGGUAUCAACGUAUCCUGGAGGCAAACGAUGCACUGGGCGCUCUUAUACGUCUGCUGGACGCAACUGCCCGGGAGGCCAGCAGAGAGUCAAAUGGGGGCAUUGCCCAUGAGAAGCUGUGGAGGAUGCUGGUGCUGAACUACAACAAGUUCGCUCCCAGCCAGGACACCCCGGAGCCCAGGGAAGUGGAUGCCUAUAGCCAGCACUGCAUGCAGCUGCUAGAGGAGCAACUAGAUGAGCUCUUCACGCUGCUGGAGUCUACGGACGUGAACACGGAGUAUGUGCGUCACGCAGCCACAAACACGCUCCAGGAACGGGCCGCCCAGGUGAAGCGGCACUACGAGGACGUGAAGACCCUGGAGCUGACUGUUUCCGAGCGGGACAAGGAGAUCAAGUCCUUGAAGUACUUGGCCAAGAUGAAGCAACAGGACUUCUCUGAGAUGCAGAUCCGCAAGGAGAUGGCCGAGAAGCAGUUGAGCAAACAGUGUCAUGUCCUAGUCGGUUUCGCCGAGGCUGUGGAGCACCUGGAGCAGUCAAUCCUAGUCAAGGAAGCAGCUCUGGGACACGCAUUGAAUGUUCUGGGAGAGAAGGUAACCAGUUUGGAGCAGGCACAGCAACACUGGCGGGAACAGCAGCAGGCGGACAGUGCCUGUGUCACCAGCACCACGAUUAGCUCCAACCGGGAGAUGAACCUGCUCCAUCAGGCCCUUCGGCAAGAGCGCACCCUGCGCGUCAAAAUGCAGGGCAGUGAGCUACGUAAAAGCUUGGCUUCCUUGGAACCGCUGCAUGUGCCACAAUCCGGCAGCCUAGAACUAUCCAACCUGGAGCAGGAGCUGCGCUCCCUGAAGAACCAAUGGCUUCUGGCCCACCUGGAAAUGGGCUCGGCUGGGAGCCAACGGCGAUCGGAUGUGGAGCUGCAGGGUAGCCGCGUCCUGCGACAUAUCUUCCAGACAUAUUGCACCCAGCAUCCGUAUCGGGCCAAGAACACCGACUUCGGGCUCUUCAUCACAGAGGAUCUGCGGCAAGCAUUCGGGCCAAACUUCUAGAGUUUUAUGGUGUAGGUGGUAUUCCAAUAGUAUUUUCGGUCAGAACAAAGGCUUAUGUGAUUGCUGCUUAUAUAUAAACACUAUCAAUAAAGGGGAACUAGUUAAUCCAGGACUAAUUACGAAAUUAGUUAUCUACUUGUAUUCGAAUAAAACUGUACAAUUAUAUACACAUUAUGGAUAUGUUUGAGUUAAUCGGA
Messenger RNA from Drosophila bipectinata, 4409 nucleotides. It is a transcript of the gene Dred, whose product is annotated as Dctn1-related. Gene Ontology annotation, cellular component: cytoplasm; nucleus; spindle pole. Gene Ontology annotation, biological process: cytoplasmic microtubule organization; establishment of mitotic spindle orientation; nuclear migration. Lineage: Eukaryota; Metazoa; Arthropoda; Insecta; Diptera; Drosophilidae. The record is from RefSeq and is a predicted model, not a curated record. Gene Ontology annotation, molecular function: microtubule plus-end binding.